UUGGGAGGAGCGGGACACUCCCGUCCCUGUCCCUUCGCCCUAUGUCGCGGGCUGCAGAGCUUGGGGUGAACGAGGAGCCCAGAAGCUUCAAAGCUGAAGUCUGGGACCAGACUUGCUUGGCCCUGCCCAUUUGCGCUGGGCUGCUGUCAACACAGGUGGUGAACACCGUGUCCACUGUGUUGGUGGGACACCUGGGCGCCAGGGACCUGGCAGCUGUGGGUUUAGCCGUGAGCCUGGCCAAUGUGACAGGCUACAGCGUGAUAGUUGGAGUGGCCACCACCCUUGGAACCACCGCGGGUCAAGCCUUUGGCGCCAGACACUUUCAGGAAGUCUCCCUGGGCCUUCAACGCUGCGUGCUGCUGUGCUGCGCCCUUCUCAUCCUGGUGGGUGCCAUGUGGUUCCACAGCCACCGCCUGCUGUUGCUGGUGGGUCAGGAGGAGAUCAUCGCGGCUAUGGCGGCGAAGUAUCUGCGGAUCCUGUUCCCAGGCCUGUGCUGUUUCAUGGUCACCCAAUGCCUGCAGCUCUGGCUGGCGGCACAACGCGUCACCGGCAUCCAAGCCUCAAGCGGCGCCCUGUUGGCGCUGGUGCACCUGCCGCUCUGCUGGUACCUGGUGGAUCACCUGGGCUACCUGGGGGCGGCCAUCGCCACCUCUGCGGGGAACUUCCUGCGGAUGUUGUGGGUGAUCUUCAAGACCUGCCGCGCGCUGAGAGAUUUAGAGAAUUCCUGGCAGGGACUGUCGAAACUGGCCUUGCGAGGAUGA
Messenger RNA from Cladocopium goreaui, 761 nucleotides. NCBI's taxonomy places the organism in Eukaryota, Dinophyceae, Suessiales, Symbiodiniaceae. The record is from the annotation of a GenBank genome assembly.